AGUAUCUCUACACCCCUCAUUAAAUUCACUUUAUUUAAAUCCCAAAUUUCAUCAUCAUCAUCAUCAUCAUCAACAUCACACACCUGCAAUUUCCGAUCUGCUAUAUCAAAACCCUAACGAAACUCUAGCUCACGUAAUGGCGACGGAAGAACCGAUUGUUGCGACUGAGCCUACUGUGGCGGAGCCGGCCGCCGCCGGCGACACGGCGACGGAAGCUCCUCCGGCUGAAACCGAGGCUAAGGAUGCGAAAGUGAAGAAGACGAAGAAAGCUUCUGCUCCACGAAAAGCUAAAAAACCUGCUCUACAUCCUCCGUACUUUGAGAUGAUUAAGGAAGCGAUUGUGACGUUGAAGGAGAGAAAUGGAUCGAGUCAGUAUGCGAUAGCUAAGUUUAUCGAAGAGAAGCAGAAGAAUCUUCCGGCGAGUUUUAAGAAGACGUUGUUGACUCAAUUGAAGAAGUUUGUUGCCGGAGGUAAGCUGGUCAAAGUCAAAGCUUCUUACAAGCUACCAGCGGCUAAAUCUGCUAGUGCAUCAGCUCCGGCGAAGAAGAAGCCAGCUGCGAAGAAGAAAGCACCGGCUAAGAAGAAGGUAGCCGCAGCUUCCAAACCUAAGGCUGCAGCUAAGCCGAAAGCCAAAGCUCCAGCUAAAGCCAAGCCGGCUGCAAAAGCUAAGCCAGCUGCGAAGGCUAAACCGGCUGCAAAGGCAAAGCCGGCUGCGAAAGCUAAACCGGCUGCAAAGGCUAAGCCGGUUGUGAAGGCGAAACCAGCUGCUAAGCCGAAAGCGGCAGCAGCUCCUGCGAAGAAGAAGGCAGCUGCGAAGCCGGCGGCUAAGGCUGCAAAGACUUCUACUAGAACGUCACCGGGGAAGAAAGCUGCGGUGAAGAAGACACCGGCUAAGAAGGCGGCGCCGGUGGCUAAGAAAGCAGCGGCUGCGCCGAAGAGAGGUGGGGCCACCACAAGAAAAGGGAAGAAGUGAUGAGAAUGAGAUGUUUGUUUGUUUGUAGGGAUUCAGUUGUAAAGUUUGAUUUGUGGGUUUAUUGUACCCAUGAAAAUUUAUAGAGUUUGCAUUAUCUUAUCAUGUUUUCAUAUAAUC
Messenger RNA from Helianthus annuus (common sunflower), 1090 nucleotides. Its product is annotated as histone H1. The record is from RefSeq and is a predicted model, not a curated record. The transcript has 2 exons. NCBI's taxonomy places the organism in Eukaryota, Viridiplantae, Streptophyta, Magnoliopsida, Asterales, Asteraceae. The coding region runs from base 137 to 973 and encodes 278 amino acids. Gene Ontology annotation, cellular component: nucleus; nucleosome. Gene Ontology annotation, molecular function: structural constituent of chromatin; double-stranded DNA binding; nucleosomal DNA binding. Gene Ontology annotation, biological process: chromosome condensation; negative regulation of DNA recombination; nucleosome assembly.